This is a messenger RNA of Nerophis ophidion (straightnose pipefish), 7598 nucleotides long. RefSeq names its product carboxypeptidase D, a (gene cpda). The record is from RefSeq and is a predicted model, not a curated record. NCBI's taxonomy places the organism in Eukaryota, Metazoa, Chordata, Actinopteri, Syngnathiformes, Syngnathidae. The transcript is spliced from 21 exons. Gene Ontology annotation, molecular function: zinc ion binding; metallocarboxypeptidase activity. The coding region runs from base 112 to 4212 and encodes 1366 amino acids. Gene Ontology annotation, biological process: proteolysis.
GUGAAACGGAAGAAGACGCUCGGCAGGCCGGAAGUGCUGAGAAAGAAAACACAAUAUCUGCCUUGUCUUUCUCUCCGCAGGGAACACCUUGGACGUCGCGGACAAACAAACAUGGAACACGGGAAGACGCCGAGUCUCCGGGUGUCACUUUUCGUCUCUUUGGUCUAUUUUGCCACCCGCCUCGGCGACGCGGACGCCAGCAGGCUUCACUGGAGACGGAGCGCCCCGACGGAGGAAAACUACAACAAAUACUACAAUUAUGUGGAACUAACUAGUCGCCUGCGGACGUACGCGCAGAAGUACCCGCACAUAGCCAACUUGUCCAGCCUAGGCCAGUCCGCGCAGGGCCGGGAGCUGUGGACGAUGCGCAUCACCAGGGACCCCCACGUAGACUCGCCCGGGAAGCCCGGCUUCAAGUACGUGGGCAACAUGCACGGCGACGAGACCGUGUCCAGGCAGGUCCUGGUCUACCUUGUGGAGUACUUGCUGAGCGAGUACGAGCGGCAACCGCGUAUCGGCGCGCUGGUCAACACCACCGACAUCUACAUCAUGCCCAGUAUGAACCCUGACGGCUUCGAGGUGUCCAAGGAGGGGGACUGCGGCGGACACGCCGGGGGGAGGAACAAUGCCAAGAACAUGGACCUGAACAGGAGCUUCCCCGACCAGUAUGAUGGCGUCACUGCAACAGCUGAAACCAUCCCCGAGGUCCUGGCUGUGAUGAGAUGGAUUCAGCAGAAAAAGUUUGUUCUGUCGGGUAACCUGCAUGGCGGCACUGUGGUCGCCAGUUACCCUUUCGACGACUCGGCCUCCCAUCCGCAGCAAGGGCAAUACAGCCCCUCGGCGGAUGACGGCCUUUUCCGCUACUUGGCCCGAGAGUACUCAAAGAACCACCCGGUGAUGAGGACUGGUCAGCCCAACUGUACCGAAUCCCCAGACGAGACCUUUGAAGAUGGCAUCACCAACGGGGCGCUGUGGUACGACGUAUCAGGAGGAAUGCAAGACUACAACUACGUGUAUGGAAACUGUCUUGAAAUCACCAUGGAGCUGAGUUGCUGCAAGUAUCCUCUUGCUGCCGAGCUCCGUAAGGAGUGGGAGCUAAACAAAGAGUCUCUCCUGGCCUACAUGGAAAAGGUCCAUAUUGGGAUUCGUGGCUACGUAAAAGACAAGGCCAGUGGUUCAGCCCUCCCCAACGCCAGCAUUGUGGUGGCAGGCAUCCGCCACAAUCUGACCACUGGAAACUAUGGAGACUACUACAGACUCCUGCUCCCGGGAGUCUACAACGUCACCGCUGUAGCCACAGGGUACACGCCAGUCACCGUCAACAAUGUGCAAGUUUUGGAAGGAAACGCCACCCGGCUAAAUUUUACAUUAGAGACAGUGGCCGUUGAGCAAAGUCUUGCAAGCAACAUGUCUCUGACCAUGCCCUUCACGCCGCCAACCACUGCUCCUCCACCAGCCUCCACCUCGAUUACCAACACCCGUGAACCCACACCCACCCAAGUGGUGUCCUCUGCGGGAAGUCCCAGCACGUCCUCCCAGUUACCACCUCAACCGCUGCCCAUUCAACCCCAGGAUUUCCGGCACCACAACUACGCUGACAUGGAGCUCUUCUUACGCAAAUACAGCAGCGAGUUCCCGUCCAUCGCCCAUCUUUACUCAAUCGGCCGCUCGGCGGAGGGCCGGGAACUCUACGUCAUGGUCAUCUCGGAUAACCCUGCCGUGCAUGAACAUGGUGAACCCGAGUUUAAAUAUGUCGGCAACAUGCAUGGCAAUGAAGUAGUGGGCCGGGAGUUGUUGCUCAACCUCAUCGAGUACCUGUGCCUUAACUACGGCACCGACCGGGAGGUCACGGAGUUGAUCAACGACACUCGUAUCCACAUCCUGCCUUCCAUGAACCCUGACGGCUACGAGGUGGCCACUGAAGGCGAUGUAAGAGGCACCAGAGGCCGCAACAACAGCAAAAACUAUGACCUGAAUCGCAACUUCCCAGACCAGUUUGCCACCGUCAAGGAUCCAAGACAGCCAGAGACCGUCGCCGUAAUGAACUGGCUGAAAAGCAACCCGUUUGUCCUGUCCGCUAAUCUCCAUGGAGGUUCUUUGGUGGUCAACUAUCCCUUCGAUGACGACAGAGAAGGGAAAACAAAGUACAGCAAGUCUCCUGAUGAUAAGAUUUUUCAGCAGUUGUCUCGUGCGUAUGCGCAGGAGAACCCUCUGAUGCACAGUGGACACCCUUGUGUGGAACUCUACCCCAGGGAAUACUUUGCAGACGGCAUCACCAAUGGUGCCAACUGGUACAACGUCGCUGGUGGCAUGCAGGACUGGAACUACGUCAACACCAACUGUUUUGAGGUGACAAUAGAGUUGGGUUGCGUGAAGUACCCCCGGGCCAAGGAUCUGCCAAACUACUGGGAGCAAAAUCGACAAUCUUUGCUUCAGUAUAUCCACCAGGUUCACAGCGGGAUUAAAGGCACCGUCUCGGAUAUAAGAGACAAUUUGGGGAUCCCCAAUGCCACCAUUCACGUGGAGGGCAUCGACCACAACGUCAGCACAGCUCUGACUGGGGAUUACUGGAGACUGCUGGUCCCUGGGACCUAUUCUGUCACCGCCUCUGCCCAUGGAUAUCAUCCUGUGAGGACAUACGCUACCGUGGCCCAGAAGGGAGCAGAGCUGGUGGACUUCAGACUGACACGGGUUCACUCGGACCUGAAUGGCCUGUCGCCCUCGGGACCCAAGCCCACCCAAAACCCAUCUGAGGAAGAGUUUAAGAGUUUGAUCAAGGACCUUUCUCUCGGCCAGGGUCUAGAACAGUUGGUCCGGAGCACAGACACGGAGAACAGCUUCAGAUUCCGAGGUUACAAGGAGCGGUCUGCAUUCCUCCGAGGCCUAACGCUCAACUUUCCCAAAAUUACACUCUUACACAGUUUGGGCCAAAGUGUCGAGUUUAGAACCAUUUCGGCGCUGGAAAUCUCCAACAACCCAGGAGAGGUUGAGCCCUCUAAGCCCAAAGUCCGCUUUGUGGCAGGGAUCCAUGGUAACGCCCCUGUAGGCACUGAGCUGCUGCUGGAGUUUGCUGCCUUCUUAUGUAUCAACUAUGGCAAGAACGCAGCCAUUACAAGGCUCAUCAAUGAGACGAGGAUCGUGAUUGUGCCGUCAAUCAACCCUGAUGGAAGAGAACAAGCGGCCGAGACGCAGUGCACUUCCACACAGGGUUUCAGCAAUGCCCACGGCAAGGAUCUGGACACAGACUUCUUUGGCAACGCAUCACAGCGUGUGGUGGAGCCACAGCCGGAGACCAAGGCGAUGAUGGAUAUGAUAUUAGAUAAAGGCUACACUCUGUCUGUGGCCCUCGAUGGAGGCUCCCUUGUGGCUACUUAUCCAUACGAUAAGCCUGUCCAAUCAGUGGAGAAUGAAGGCACUCUCAAGUACUUGGCGAGUGCGUACGCCAACAACCAUCCCAAGAUGCACCUCGGUGACACAGGAUGUUCAAAUAAUGGGCAGACAAGCAACAUUCCAGACGGAGUUAUGAGGGCAGCAGAGAGACAGAGCCACAUGGGCAGUAUGAAGGACUUCAGCAUGGACUUUGGCCACUGUCCAGAGAUCACCGUGUACACUGGCUGUUGUGUGUUUCCUCCAGCCGAGCAGCUGGCCACACUCUGGGCGGAGAACAAGAAGCCUCUUCUCAGCAUGUUGGUGGAGGUCCACAAAGGGGUACGAGGUGUGGUGAGAGACAAGAGCGGGAAGCCCAUCGUCGGCGCCAUCAUCGUCCUGAAUGGGGGAGUGAGAGUGUUCACCGGUGAGGGCGGCUACUUUCGCGCACUGUUGGCUCCGGGGAACCACAACAUCGAAGCGGUCGCCGAAGGCUACCAGCAACAACGACAAGAGGUGGUGGUGUCCUGCUACGAGGCCGCCAGCGCCAUCGUCAUCGAGUUCGACACCGACAACCGCAUCUUCGGCCUGCCCAGGGAGUUUGUGGUGGCCAGCGCAGCCGCCUCCAUGACGGCGCUGGUGGUGACGGCGUGCAUCAUCUGGUGCGUGUGCGCCGCCAAGUCCAACCGGCAGAAGGACGGCUUCCACCGCCUGCGGCAGCACCGGGACGACUACGACGACGAGAUCCGGCUCACCUCCAUGGGCUCCAAGAAGUCCCUCCUGGCGCACGAGUUCCAGGACGAGAGCGAGAGCGACGAGGAGACGCUGUACGCCAACAAAAUCUGAGCUUUUGUUGUGGGAACACCGAGCAAUACCGGCGAACUUCCUCUUUCGAGACUGACGCCAGACUGAGGAAGACAGUUUUUUUUUUUUUGCAGCGACGCGUUCACAGCCAGUAAAUCUCAGUUACCUCACCAGUCACGAAAUCCUGCCGAUGCCUUCCUUUGUCACCUAAAAACGUGCAUCGCUCCUCCGUCCUGCCUCAGCAAGUUCCCUGAAUCCCUGAGAAUGCAACAGGAAUGUUUUUGUUUUCUUCCCUCCACAAUAAAAGCCUCCGGCGAGCGCGUCCAAUCCCGUGCCUUGGCGUCUGGAAAACUGCGACGUAGCGAAAAAGAACAAGAUCUGGAUGGAUCCAAAAGAAUCCUCUUGCACAUUCUGCGUGCGUGGUUCCAUCAAGGGAGAGACUCCAAAGGGCGAGCUCCUUACACGUGAUCCGCAGGAAGUGCAGGACCUUGGCGACUUUUUUUUUUUUUUUGCACUGAAAGAAGAAAUCUGCCUGAGGAAGAAGAGAAAAAUUAAUAAUCUCAAAGAGAAUGUCUUUUUUUUUUUUUAUCUUGUUUUUAUAGGUUUUUUUCAACGGUUGUGUGAAAAAGGCAAGUAUCCGACUCGUUCAUGUCAAAGUCUGCCCUCGCUUUAAUCAAGGAUGUCCCAGUUAGAGAUUGACCGAUUUUGGGGGCCGAUAUUUGGCGUUUGGGUUUUAUUUUCUAUUGGUAUCGGCUUUUUAAAAAAUAUGUAAACAAAAUUGCAAAUAUGGCACAAUUAUUUAGAGGAAGUGUCAAAAAAUGGGUAUUCGAAUGAAUCACGAUUCCUAUGAUUAUUAAUCGAUUAAAAAAAUUAAAAAAACAUUUUUUUUUCUUUUUAAAUAAGUCUUUUCCAGCCAGGCAAAUCAUAUUGUUAUACAAAUAAGUGCUACAAAUAUUGUUUAUUUUAUGGAGGAAUGUAGUUAAUCAUAGAAAUGGCACCCGUUGUUAUCAAAGUGCUGAUGAUGAAUCGAGACUCGUUUUGAAUGGAAUCGUUACCCCCAAGAAUCGAAUCGUGUGCUAACCAAAGAAUCACAGCUCUAGUAUUUAAAUAAAAAAAAAUAGGAAAGUAGAUAAAUAACCACACUGGAAAAAAUGGUAAAGUAAAAAAAAUAUACCAAUGGAAAAAAUUAAAAAUGGUCUUGAUAAAGUUUUUUUUUUUUUUUUUUUUUAAAUUGAUUUUUGAAUGAAUCACGAUUGUUAUCAGUAACGAUUCUUAAUUUUUUAAAAUAUUUUUUUAUUUAUCAGUCUAUUCCACUCUGGCAAAUGAUAUUUGUGAUGUAUUUUAUGGAGGAAUGUAGUUAAUCAUAGAAAUGGCACCCAUUGUUAUCAAAGUAUUUAUGAUGAAUCGAGAAUCGUUUUGAAUGGAAUCGUUACCCCCAAGAAUCGAAUCGUGUGCUGACCAAAGAAUCACAGCUCUAGUAUUUAAAUAAAAAAAAAUAGGAAAGUAGAUAAAUAACCACACUGGAAAAAAUGCAAAAGUAAAAAAAAAUAUGCCAAUGCAAAAAAUUAAAAAUGGUCUUGAUAAGGUUUUUAAAAAAAUAAAAAUAAAAAAUAGAUUUUUGAAUGAAUCACGAUUGUUAUUUGUAACGAUUCUUAAUUUUUUUUUAAAUAUUUUUUUAUUUAUCAGUCUAUUCCACUCUGGCAAAUGAUAUUUGUGAUGUAUUUUAUGGAGGAAUGUAGUUAAUCAUAGAAACAGCACCUGUUGUUAUCAAAGUAUUGAUGAUGAGUCGAGAAUCGUUUUGAAUGGAAUCGUUACCCCCAAGAAUCGAAUCGUGUGCUGACCAAAGAAUCACAGCUCUAGUAUUUAAAUAAAAAAAAAUAGGAAAGUAGAUAAAUAACCACACUGGAAAAAAUGCAAAAGUAAAAAAAAUAUGCCAAUGGAAAAAAUUAAAAAUGGUCUUGAUAAAGUUUUUUUUUUUUAAAUAAAAAAAAAUUGAUUUUUGAAUGAAUCACGAUUGUUAUUUGUAACGAUUUUUAAUUUUUUUUAAAUAUUUUUUUAUUUAUUAGUCUAUUCCACUCUGGCAAAUGAUAUUUGUGAUGUAUUUUAUGGAGGAAUGUAGUUAAUCAUAGAAAUGGCACCCGUUGUUAUCAAAGUACUGAUGAUGAAUCGAGAAUCGUUUUGAAUGGAAUCGUUACCCCCAAGAAUCGAAUCGUGUGCUGACCAAAGAAUCACAGCUCUAGUAUUUAAAUAAAAAAAAAUAGGAAAGUAGAUAAAUAACCACACUGGAAAAAAUGCAAAAGUAAAAAAAAUAUGCCAAUGGAAAAAAUUAAAAAUGGUCUUGAUAAGGUUUUUUUUUUUUAAUUUAAAAAUAGAUUUUUGAAUGAAUCACGAUUAUUUGUAACGAUUCUUAAUUUUUUUUUAAUAUUUUUUUUUUUUAUUAGUCUAUUCCACUCUGGCAAAUGAUAUUUGUGAUGUAUUUUAUGGAGGAAUGUAGUUAAUCAUAGAAAUGGCACCCAUUAUUAUCAAAGUAUUGAUGAUGAAUCGUUUUGAAUGGAAUCGUUACUCCCCAAGAAUCGAAUCAUGUGGUGACCAAAGAUUCACAGCACUAGUAUUUAAAAAAAUUAAUUAAGAAAAUGUGAAGUAGAUAAAUAACCACACUGAAAAAUAUGCCUCUCUUAAAGAGUAAAAAAAUAUAUUUUAAUGGUAAAAAAAAAAUCCGCCAAUUGAAAAAAGUCUAAAUUGUCUUGUGAAGGUUAAAAAAAACAAAAAAAUAUUUUUGAAUGAAUCAUGAUUGUUAUUUGAAACGAUUCUUAAUUAUUAUUUUUUUUUCUAAUUCAUAAGUAUUUUCCACUCUGGCAAAUGAUAUUGUUGAUGUAGAUGCUCAUAUUUGUUGUACAUGUAAGUACUUCAAAGAUUGUUUAUUUUAUGGAGGAAUGUAGUUAAUCAUAGAAAUGGCACCCAUAGUUAUCAAAGUAUUUAUGAUGAAUCGAGAAUCAUUUUGAAUGGAAUCGUUACCCCCAAGAAUCGAAUCGUGUGCUAACCAAAGAAUCACAGCUCUAGUAUUUAAAUUAAAAAAAAUAGGAAAGUAGAUAAAUAACCACACUGGAAAAAAUGCAUCUCUUAAAAAGUAAAAAAAAAUGGUUAAAAAAAAUCCGCCAAUUGAAAAAAAGUCCAAAUUUUCUUCAUAAGGUUUUAAAAACAAAAAAAAGAUUUUUGAAUGAAUCACGAUUGUUAUUUGUAAUGAUUCUUUAAAUUUUUUUGUUUUUUUUUGUUUUUUAUCAGUCUUUUCCACUCUGGCAAAUCAUAUUUUUGAUAUAUUUUAUGGAGUUAUGCAGUUAAUUAUAGAACUGAUGAAUCGAGAAUCGUUUUGAAUGGAAUCGUUGCUCCCCAAGAAUGGUAACCAAAUAUUCACAGCACUAGUAUUUAAA